Messenger RNA from Penicillium taxi, 1161 nucleotides. Its product is annotated as GATA transcription factor LreB. Gene Ontology annotation, molecular function: protein binding; zinc ion binding; sequence-specific DNA binding. The coding region runs from base 1 to 1161 and encodes 386 amino acids. The record is from RefSeq and is a predicted model, not a curated record. The transcript has 2 exons. Gene Ontology annotation, biological process: regulation of DNA-templated transcription. NCBI's taxonomy places the organism in Eukaryota, Fungi, Ascomycota, Eurotiomycetes, Eurotiales, Aspergillaceae.
AUGUCACUGAGCCAAUAUCCGCCCCAAGCGCCCUUUGAUAGCGCCCAUGUCCCCACACGACAGUCGCAAUCCGAAUUACUCGACGCGUAUCCGAUCGACGCUUAUCCGAUCGAGCAGCCGCCCAAUAUGACAUAUAGCCAGGCUGCACCUGAUCAGGGGUGGACGCAACUUGUAUUGGAAGAAAUGAAAAAUUUGCUACUUCUUUUAAACGCCGAGGGUCGAAUCAUAUAUGCGUCGCCGUCGUCAAAGCUGAUCACUGGCCGCUCACCGAAGCAGCUCGAAGGUAGCCUUUUCAACGAGUACAUUCACGAUGACGACAAGUCUGUUUUCCUGCGCGAUAUGGACGAAUCGGUCGCUUCAGACGAACAAUUUCACACUCAUGUACGAUUUCAAAAAUUCAAUGGCACGUACUGUAUACUGGCGAUCAAUGGACACCCUCACAUUGGUAACGACGAUAAUUCCAAAAAACGCAAAAGAGCAAGCCAGGAGCGUUGCGUUGGUUUCUUUCUUAUGUGUCACCCUUGUCCUACGAAAAGCUCCUUACUCCUUGACUCUUAUCUCGAGCACAAGAUAGCAAAUGCGCGUCUUGUGCAGCAGAUCGCUAAAUUGAAAAAGGAAGAGGAUGAAGAGGCAAAUUUAGCCCGGGGGUCUUUCAUCAAAACAGAUACGGACUCUGUUGACAACAGCACUGCACGGGGGUCAUCUAGUGAUCAUGAAUCAACCGACACUGUUGGGACCAAUUCGUCCGAUUCCGACACCAAUAUUUCUUCAAAUAAUACAUCGGAGAGGGGAGCUACUGUCAAUCGCCCGUCUCAUGUCGAUGGCAUUGAGGUAAUUACUGGUCUUCAAUAUGGUCUUGGCGAGCGGUCGGAAGGACUCAGUACUGGCCGCGGCCGGCUGGUUAAUUGCGAUAUCGAUAUAACCACAGCAGCGGACCAAGCCCGCACUGCUCAAGAAGGAGACAGGCGCAAGAGGCUCAGAGGUCAAUAUGUCUGCACUGACUGUACAAAGACUGAUUCACCAGAGUGGCGGAAAGGUCCCGAGGGACCGAAGACCCUGUGCAAUGCCUGUGGCUUGCGUCAUGCUAAAAACAAGAAAAAAGAGAGAGAACGCCAGGAGAAAGAACUCCGCAAGAAAGGACUCCAACACCAAGAGUCCUAG